UCUAAAAGGCACCAUAGAGAACCGAGGGGAGAGAAGGUGUGAAAGAGGACGGUUAACCACAUCCACAUCAUCCACAGCAGUCCCAGAGGAAACUGCAAGAAGAUGGGGGACAAUAUUUGGGGCCUGAGUGCCAGCAAUACUUCUUCUUCUCUCAACUUCACUCUACCACCCAAUUUUGGCAAGCGUCCCACUGACUUGGCUCUCAGUAUCAUCUUGGUAUUCAUGCUCUUCAUUGUCAUGAUCUCCCUAGGGUGUACUUUGGAGUUCAGCAAGAUGAAAGCUCACUUCUGGAAGCCCAAAGGGAUUGCCAUUGCUUUGGUCUCUCAGUAUGGGGUGAUGCCACUCACAGCCUUUGCUCUGGGCAAGAUCUUCCGGUUGAACAAUAUUGAGGCCCUAGCCAUAUUGGUAUGUGGCUGCUCCCCAGGUGGGACCCUAUCCAACAUCUUCAGUUUGGCGUUAAAGGGAGACAUGAAUCUCAGCAUUGUGAUGACUACCUGCUCCACUUUCUUUGCCUUGGGCCUGAUGCCGCUCCUGCUGUACAUCUACUCCAAAGGAAUCUAUGAAGGGGAUCUCAAGGACAAGGUGCCCUAUGCGCAAAUUGCCAUCUCACUGGCUUUGAUACUUAUUCCUUGCACCAUAGGAAUCAUCAUCAAUUCCAAGAGGCCACAGUAUGGACGCUACAUUGUUAGGGGGGGAAUGAUCAUAAUGCUUAUUUUAUCAGUGGGCGUUGCUGCCCUUGCUGCCAUUAACAUUGGCCGAAGCAUCAUGUUUGUCAUGACAUUUCGUCUCCUGACUAUCUCUGCUUUGAUGCCUUUCAUUGGCUUCACCCUGGGUUAUAUCCUCUCAGCCAUCUUACGCCUCAAUGGAAGAUGCAGACGCACCGUCAGCAUGGAGACUGGAUGCCAGAAUGUUCAGCUAUGCUCUGCCAUCCUCAAUAUGACCUUUCCUCCAGAAGUAAUUGGACCUCUCUUCUUUUUUCCUCUCCUCUACAUGAUUUUCCAGCUUGGGGAAGGGCUCCUUCUUAUUGCCAUCUUUAGAUGCUACAAUAAAAUCAGGACUCCCAAGGAUAAAACAAAAAUGAUCUACACAGCUGUGAGUGACACUGCCAAAGAAGCAGACACAAGAACUCAAGACAACGGUACGAGUGUGGCCUAGACUCAGUCUACCUCACUAGCAACUGGAUCUUAUCUAUAAAGGGCCAUUCCCAGUGCCAGCAGCAAGGCUUGAAAUACACAACAGAAAGAACAGCAUUAUCUGAAUUACCAGGGCAAACUCUCCUGUGCCCUCUGUAAGCCAUUCCAGCAUUAACCACCCAAAUGAUCGUGGUACUCCUCUAGGUGUUAUGGAUGUCCAUCUGAGCAACGUAUUAUAGCCAAUACCAACCUGGAACUUUUUUUCUGGCCACAUGCAAAAAAUAAAAUGAGACUAAUGGAAUUUGGUGAAUUUAUGUGCAGUAAGAUAUGAAGGGCUCAGUCUUAAAGUGUUUAUUAGGAAAAAUUGUACCUCGACUCUCAUUUCAGUAUAGUUUCUGUUGUCUUCCCUUCCUUUGCCUCAAAAUUUCUAAAUAGACAUAAUUUUGAUGAGUUACCAGUUCCUUUUAAACACUUCAAUGGAAAAAAAAUUGGAUAUACUUUGUUUUAACACAAUAGACGCAUUCCAAAGACCCCUCCCAAAGCAACACCCCAAAGCAGAUUCUGACAGUAAAGUCUCUUUCCAUUUUAGCAGCUUACCACUAAAUUGGUUUAUAUUUGA
Molecule: messenger RNA, 1752 nt
Organism: Phascolarctos cinereus (koala)
Lineage: Eukaryota; Metazoa; Chordata; Mammalia; Diprotodontia; Phascolarctidae
Gene: SLC10A1
Product: solute carrier family 10 member 1
Biological process (GO): bile acid and bile salt transport
Cellular component (GO): membrane
Molecular function (GO): bile acid:sodium symporter activity
Source: RefSeq, a predicted model, not a curated record